CUGAGUCACUGCCUUGAGGCUGGGCAUAUCUCAGGACCCAGGCUGAGGAUUUCGCCUCCGAGACCCCUACUCUGGAGGGGCUAAGGAGCCGCCCAGGCGAAGUUCUCCCCCAGCCAUGGCCCUGGGCCUUGUGCCCCUGCUGGUCCUGCUCUUCGCUGGGCGCGGCGGCCAGGGGGAACAGGGCGCGCCCGGCUUCCAAGGCUGCAAGCAGACGCUGAACGUGUCGGUGCUGGGAGCGCUGCCAGGAGGUGGCUGGGACAACCUGCGCAACGUGGAGCUGGGGCUGGUGCUCAGGCGAGACUAUUCGCAGUGCCUCACCACCGAGGACGGCGAGUACCUCAUCCCGGAUCACAUGCAGGUGGUGACGCGGCGGGAAAGCAUAGUGGAGACCCGCGCGGAGCUCAUCGACCACUGGAUCAACUACACCGACACCUGGGCGGCCUCCAUCAACGCUGAGCUCUCCUUCCUCCCCAGCCUCAAUGGUAAGUUCUCCAUGGACUGCCAGAACGUCAGGAAGUACAGCCUGGAGUACCAGACGGUCACGACCAGGGUGCAGGUCCGUCACAGCAUUUACUCUGUGAAGGCCCCGGAGAACCCCGACUUCCAGCCCGACUUUUUGCGGCAUCUGCUGACCCUCAGCGACCACCUGGAGAACAACCAGACCCGGGAGGGCGAGUACCUGGCGGAGAUGCUCGUGCUUAGGUACGGCACGCACGUCCUUACCGACGUGGAGGCCGGGGCUACCUUGGUGCAAGAGGACCAGGUGAGGCGGGAGCUGGUGGACAGUGAAGUCCGAGACAAGAUCAACAUCACGUACGCCGCCUCGGCCUUGUUUUUCCACGUGGUCAACGCUGGGGACGGGGUUUCCUGGGAGUCGCAGAGCCAGCUCCUCCAGAACUACGUGCGGAACACGGUGGCCUCCAGGAUGCACAGCCACGGCGGCGCGCCCUUCUAUCCGGGCAUCACCCUGCAGAAGUGGCAGGAGGGCAUCGGCAACAGGCUGGUGGCCAUCGGUAGAUCUGGCCUGCCCCUGCCCGCGCUGCUCCAGCCGGAGGUGCUGCCCGAGCUCCCUGAGCCCGCCGUGCACCGCCUGGCGUCCGCCGUGCGCCGCGCCAUCCACCGCUACUACGCGGUAAACACGCAUCCCGGAUGCUUGAAGCUGGGGGCUCCCACCUUCGACCCCCAGGCCAAUGUGGACGACGGCUCGUGCACAGGCAGCCGCCUUGCCAACUUCAGCUUCGGGGGCGUCUUCCAGGAGUGUGAGGCCGUGUCCGGGCAGGAUGUCGAGCACCUCUGCCGGGCCUAUCGCAUCCCGAACCCGCUCACCGGCAAAGCCUCUUGCCCGGACAAUUACACGGCCAGCGCCCUGAGCAGUGAGCUGAAGACGUGGAGCGAGGCCCGUCCUGAGUGCCGAAAGCAAUGCCGAAAGUGCUGGCUCUUCUUCCAGUGCUGCUCCACCGUGUGCGCCACCCGCGAGCAUCUCAGUACCGUGCACGUGGCCGCCUCCUGGUGCGCGCCCUCAGGGGCCUCCCUGCCCUCCACUGCGGGCUUCCUCUUUGGAGGUCUCUAUAGCCGCGGCAACCCAAACCCGCUCACCGGGUCCCAGGCCUGCCCCUCCUGCUUCUACCCACUGACACUCUUUGGCGACCUCAAGAUCUAAGACAGAAGAACCUAAAUCGAGUGAGUGGUCCUAAAAAGACGACCAGAUCUACAGAGGUGUGAAAAAGAAAGACGCAUACACCUAGAGGAUUUAAUAAUCAAACCAUGCUGCAAGUAAUGCUAAAGAGGAAUUCCAUAAAGAGCAAUUCCACAUAUUCCUUUCCUUGAUUCUAUUCAAUAAUCUUACUUAGUAUAUUAAAAGUGAGCCUAUUUUGACCAUUUUUAAAAUAAUCUCAGAAUGGAAAAGUCCUUUCUAAGAAUAGCACAGAAUUUUAGGGCUUAAGACUGAUACAUCUAACUAUAUAAACAUGAAGUUUUCCACAUGGCAAAUUCCACUACA
Messenger RNA from Hippopotamus amphibius kiboko, 1999 nucleotides. RefSeq names its product macrophage-expressed gene 1 protein-like. The coding region runs from base 116 to 1660 and encodes 514 amino acids. The transcript is spliced from 2 exons. Lineage: Eukaryota; Metazoa; Chordata; Mammalia; Artiodactyla; Hippopotamidae. The record is from RefSeq and is a predicted model, not a curated record.